CUCGGCACGACCCAGAGUGACCCAGGCGAGGCAGGGUAGGACAAGGGCAAGGAGGCAGCAAACAGGAGCUACAUACAAGUAUGGCACCUCGGAGUCGGGCGCGAACCCGGUCGAACAUGCCGUCUGGAAGCAGGGCGCGGAAGCUGGCAUCACCCAUGGAUAGCUCGGCCAGCUCAACCGCAGGCCGGUCGUGGACGCUAAACGAGCACGUCCUCUUCGUCAUCGGAUUGGAGGUCUUUGGCCGCGGAGACUGGCGAUCCAUCGCCACCAAGUACGUGCGGACGCGGAACCCGUCGCAGGUCGCCUCGCACGGGCAAAAGUACUACUCGCGCCAGAAACGCAUCACCUCGGGCAAGAUUGUCUCGUCGACGGCAAAGUCGGACGAGUCGCUCCACUGGGCAUGCACUGAUGUCAAUAUUGUCGACAUUCUUGCCAGCCGCGAUGCGGAAGGCCCACCCAAGUCGCUGCUCUGGUCCUCGCUUGUCAAGUACGUCCACUCGCCGGCUUAUCUCAACGCCGUCACCGAAGAUGACGACCCGAACAAGCCUAAGAUGUGGUCGCGGACCGAGCACGCCCUCUUCCUCCUUGCCGUCGAAGACUUUGGCGCCGGCGCCUGGGACCAGAUUGCAGACUAUCUUCCGCGCCGCACCAUCCAGCAGAUCAAGACACACUCGCGCAAGUUCUACCGUCAAUCGCGCGCCCGCGCAAAGAAGCGGGCCGCACAGGCUCAAGCUGCGGCAGAAGGCAAAGUGCCCAAGCGCAAGUCGCGCGGCACCGCUCUCCGCCGUUCCGUCUUUGACAUCGACCUUGACUCCCUCAAAAUCCAAGAGAACACCGAUGAUCUCGACAUCAUCCGCGCCAAGUACCUUGCCCUCCGCGACACGCCCGACGACGUGCCCGAGCCCAUCGCCUUUACCCGCGCCCUCGACGCCUCGCGCUACUCGGCACUGCUCAUGCGGCUCUCAAAGUCCAAUAUCGCCAAGCUCACCUACUCGGAGGUCCCAUCGUCUAUGCCGCUACCACCCGGCAUGGAGCAUCCGCAUGUUCCGGUCAUUCCGGCACCGUUUAUCUCAGCGGAGACCCAGCAGACGAUGCAGGCCGCGUUUGCCGCGGCUGCUGCUGCUGCUGCUGCUGCCCCCGGUAUGCCGCCGCCAGUUGCCCCGCCCCCCGUCUCACAUCCGUCCGCACGCCCAUCGCUGCCAUUGAGCACACCGCCGCCCGCCGUGCCCGACCGUGUGCCCGCGGGCGUGGCGGCCAACCGCGUCUCGAUGGCUGUCGUGCCCGAGCGCAGACUCUCGGUCUCGUCGCUCAAACGCAAGCGCGCGCCCGAGUCGUCAGACAAAGCUUCACAGCUGCGGAUGGAGGAGGAUCUGUUACUCUCACUGGCCAAGCGGUCCAAGCCGUUGCCGCCGACCGAGCUCCAGCGCCAUCGCUCGAGCCCGGCUUCAGCUAUGGGUCCGCCGGCACAGCCGGCCUCGCGCCCGCGCUCCCAGGUCGGCUCUGGAACGCAAACGCCCGUCACUGCCGCUCUCGGCCUGCCGCCCUUCAGCAGAGAUGUCUCGCUCGGCCACGUCCCAUCGACUGGCGACAUCCCGACGGAGCUCAGGGUACUCACCGACGAAUCAGCCCGGCUGUCGAACCCCAACAUCUCGAUCUCGGCCGUUUCGGACGUGCUCCGGCAGACGUACCCCGAGUACGCCAUGGGCAUGGCGACGUCGUCCUCGCACUCUCUCGGCCACGUUCCUAUUGCCGCCACUUCGAGAUCGAUGGCUGUUUCGCCCAUGAAUCAGUCCAUCGCCAUGGACGCCAACGCCCUGCCGCGCACUCUCCCUGACGCGUGGGUCCUCUCAUCCAACUCGACAGAGUUCCGCUCAGUCGCCGGCGGCGCUAGCGAGUCACAGGCCGCAUCGCAGACCGAGUCACCGGCGGCGAUGACUACCUCGGCGUAGGGGUUAGUUUCUACGCGCACGCUUUCGGCGUCGGCUGUGCCGCACCUCCGCCUCUCUGCGCCGGCGUACGCCUCGUCGAUGGCUAGUGGCGCACUCACUGUGUCACUGGCCACCGCCUUCCACCCCCAUGAAACACGCUUGUGUCAUUGC
Thecamonas trahens ATCC 50062 is the source of this 2099-nucleotide messenger RNA. RefSeq lists its product as uncharacterized. Gene Ontology annotation, molecular function: DNA binding. The transcript has a single exon. The record is from RefSeq and is a predicted model, not a curated record. Lineage: Eukaryota; Apusomonadida; Apusomonadidae. The coding region runs from base 81 to 1949 and encodes 622 amino acids.